AUGCAAAAUACAAUAUUGACUGAGAAGUUGUGGGAUAAAACACUACUUCAUCAACUGCUUGGCGAUCUCGGUGCUGCCAUAGCAUCUGCAACUUUAGUUACACCAGCUGUGACGAUUAUUGACAGGGCACUGGUUGAGAAGUCCUUAUUAAACCGCCCCUUGAUCCACGGUCUACGAAAGCAUUCGGUCGCUGCAUUGAAAAGUCCCUCAAGAUUCAUCUCCCAAGUACCAUUCAGGAUAAUCUGGGCUCUUUAUGCAGCAACUUUCACAGUCGCAAAUGGUACCGAUUCAAUCUGCAAUAGACUGGAGGCUUCCGCAACGGGUCUCAUCACAUUUGCUACGACAACCUUGGUGAAUGUCCCUCUGGGUGUUUGGAAAGAUAUUCGAUUCGCGCAAAUAUUCGGUGUGAACACCAAGCCUGAUGGGGCUGAGACACUAAGACCAAUCAUUGUCCAGUCUCGUGGGGCUACCAAAGCAGCAGCAGCUAUUUUCCUUAUACGCGACGGAGUGACCAUCUUCGGGUCCUUCACCCUCGCUCCGAGAUUGUCAUCGAUGAUUCCAGAUGAUUAUACUGCUAGUCAUCAUCAGGCAAAGCCAGUCAUUUCUCAGUUGACGGUUCCUGUUUUAUCACAGCUGGUGGCCACGCCUUUGCAUUUGCUAGGCCUGGACUUGUAUACGAGACAGGGUGUACCUUUCGUGGAUAGAAUGGUGCAGUCGCAACGAUACCUACCAUCUGCCACUGUUGUUCGAUGUAUUCGCAUUAUACCUGCGUUUGGAUUUGGAUGUCUUGCGAAUAUGGAAUUAAGAUCUGUGUUUCAUAGGAAACUUAAUGUGUGA
Penicillium malachiteum is the source of this 837-nucleotide messenger RNA. RefSeq lists its product as uncharacterized. The record is from RefSeq and is a predicted model, not a curated record. Bases 1 to 837 code for a protein of 278 amino acids. NCBI's taxonomy places the organism in Eukaryota, Fungi, Ascomycota, Eurotiomycetes, Eurotiales, Aspergillaceae. Gene Ontology annotation, cellular component: mitochondrion. The transcript is spliced from 2 exons.